Protopolystoma xenopodis is the source of this 219-nucleotide messenger RNA. NCBI's taxonomy places the organism in Eukaryota, Metazoa, Platyhelminthes, Monogenea, Polystomatidea, Polystomatidae. The record is from the annotation of a GenBank genome assembly.
AUGCUCAACUAUUCUACUCAGUCUCUCCUCUCCGCAUCUGCAGCUGCUAACAUUAACGUUUCAACUGGUCAGCCCCCUCGUCCCGAUCGACUCCGCGUUGAGAUAGAUCUGCCGGGCAUCGAGACGGUUGCCUGCCUUGAUCUAGAUAUCUCAGAGACUCGAUUUCGCCUUCAAGUUUGUUUUUCUUAUACCGAUUCCCUCUUAUCCUUUUCCUUCUAG